UCAAAACACAAACAAACAAACACUCCCUUAAUUUUUCUAGUAAAAAAAAAUGACCUCCGAGCAAGCUCCGGUGCAAGCUCCGGUGGAAUCCCCACUGCCCCUCGCCAAAUACUCGAAAAGGGUCACCGUGGACACGAUCUCCGGCCGCCCCGACGGCGGCGCGGGGCUGAUCGGGCGGAGGGUGGUCGUGGGAGGGUGGGUGAAGUCCUCCCGCGAGUUCAAGCUGGAGGCGCCGGCGCCGCCUCCGGCCGCCGGAGGCCCAAAGGACAUCAGCUGCGUGGAAGUCCUCCAAACAAAGCUCCCCUUUUUCCGGUCGAUCAUAAAGGUCUUCGGCGGAGAGCAGCGGAUCCGGGACAAAAUCGACUCUAUUAUCCCAAAGCCGCCGCAGCCGUCCAUCUCGAUCUUGGAAAUCGGCGACGGAUCCUGCGUUUCUAGCCUGCAGGUGGUGGUGGAUUCCGCCUUAGCUUGGCCGGCGCAGGUUAUGCCGUCCGGGACGUGCAUUUUAGUCGAAGGCACAUUCCAGAAGCCGUCGCUACCGGACAGGAAGCAGAAGCACACAAUUGAGCUCAAAGCCGACAAACUCCUCCACCUCGGCACCGUCGACCACGACCGCUACCCUCUCUCCAAGAAGCGCCUCCCUCUCGAGCUCCUCCGCGACUCCGCCCAUUUCCGCCCCCGCACCACCACCGUCGCAUCCGUGGUGAGAAUCCGAAACGGCCUCACACAGGCCGCCUUCGCGUUCUUCCGCGAAAACGGAUUCCUGCACGUGCAGGCGCCUGUGACCACAGUCACACACGCCAGCGGCGGCGGCGCCAGGGAGAGUCUGCUCCACGUGGAGACGACUCUCCCUGAUGGCGUCAAGGCGGAGACGAUACGGGCUUCGAUCAAGGAGAAGAGCAAGAAAAUUGAGGAAUUGAAGAGGAGUGGAAGCAACAAGGAGGCAUUGGCUGCUGCGGUUCAAGAUCUUAAGAAAACGACUGAGCUGGCUGAGCUAGUCGAAGGCGAGCAGAGGCGGACCAGGACUUACCUGUCCGCCUCUGGUCGCCUCCAUUUGGAGAGCCACGCCUCGGCUCUGGGGAACGUGUGCUCGUUCGGGCCUAGGUUCCGAGCAUGCUCUCCAGAGUCGAAGAAGGUGCUGGCCGAGAUGUGGAUGGUCGAGAUCGAAGUGGCCUUCUCCGACCUUGAGGACUCUAUGCAGUGUGCAAUGGACUUCUUGAAGUCCAUCUGCAGAUGGAUAAUGCAGAGCUCUGUAGAGGAUCUCAAAUUUAUGGAGAAGCGCGUUGACAAGCACGUCGUGGAUCGACUUCAACUGAUAGCCGAAGGCCCCUUUGAGAAGAUCACAUAUACAGAAGCAGUCAAGGUCUUGAAACAGGCGAAGAACGAGAGGAUUAUCGAGUGGGGGGCGCCUCUCUCCGAGGAGCACGAAUCCGUCUUGGCAGAGGAGAUCUACAAGAAGCCGGUGAUCGUGUACAACCACCCUAAGGAGCUGAAGCCGUUCAAUGCUCGUAGCAACGAUGAUGGGGAGACGUGUGCAGCGUUUGAUGUGAUUGUGCCGAAGGUUGGGACAGUGAUCAGAGGAAGCCAGAGUGAGGAGAGGUUCAACAUGUUGAGUGGAAGAAUCAAGGAAUUAGGCCUAGAGAAAAAGGAGUAUGAGUGGUAUCUUGAUCUUCGAAGGCACGGCACUGUCAAGUGCUCCGGUUUCAGCUUCGCGUUCGACACCUUUGUCCUCUAUGCCACUGGGCUCAACGAUGUCCGCGAUGCCACCCCUUUUCCGCGAAGCUCCGGACAACCAAAUAACUAGAGCAAGAUCAAGAAAAUGGCAUUCACCAGUCUCAUUACCCAUUACAUUGUGAAAAAUUAGGACAAGGGAUCAACACGUGUACAUUGUACAUACAUAAGAUUCCAAGAAUCAAAUACUACAAAAACUUGUCACAAA
Salvia hispanica is the source of this 1936-nucleotide messenger RNA. RefSeq names its product asparagine--tRNA ligase, cytoplasmic 2-like. Gene Ontology annotation, molecular function: ATP binding; asparagine-tRNA ligase activity. Gene Ontology annotation, biological process: asparaginyl-tRNA aminoacylation. NCBI's taxonomy places the organism in Eukaryota, Viridiplantae, Streptophyta, Magnoliopsida, Lamiales, Lamiaceae. Gene Ontology annotation, cellular component: mitochondrion. The record is from RefSeq and is a predicted model, not a curated record.